Molecule: messenger RNA, 1815 nt
Organism: Punica granatum (pomegranate)
Lineage: Eukaryota; Viridiplantae; Streptophyta; Magnoliopsida; Myrtales; Lythraceae
Source: RefSeq, a predicted model, not a curated record
CUCUGUCCACCAUUUUUUUCCCCUUCCAACACCCAAAAAGCUCCAAUUUUGAUUCCUGGGACUCCUCGAACUCUAAUGUGUGAGGCCUCUCGUAAGUGAUCACUCGAUUCGAUCUUCCGAAAUGGAGAGCACCGACUCGUCAGCUGGCACGUCGCAGCAGCCCCAGCUCCCGCCUGGGUUCCGGUUCCAUCCAACCGAUGAGGAGCUCGUGGUUCACUACCUAAAGAAGAAGGCCGCCUCGUCCCCUCUGCCUGUCUUGAUCAUCGCAGAAGUCGAUAUCUACAAGUUUGAUCCUUGGGAGCUUCCGGCUAAGGCUACUUACGGGGAGCAAGAGUGGUACUUCUUCAGUCCGAGGGACCGUAAGUACCCGAAUGGAGCGAGGCCAAACCGAGCAGCUACCUCGGGGUACUGGAAGGCCACGGGGACCGAUAAACCGGUCUUGUCCUCCAAUGGGAAUCAGAAGGUCGGAGUCAAGAAAGCUCUCGUGUUCUACGGUGGGAAACCACCAAAGGGGAUGAAGACUAAUUGGAUCAUGCAUGAGUACCGGCUCGCCGAGAACAAGGCCAUCAAUAAACCUCCGGGCUGUGACUUGGGCAACAAGAAAAACUCCCUUAGGCUUGAUGAUUGGGUGCUUUGCCGAAUCUACAAGAAGAACAACUCGCACCGUCCAAUCGAUCACGAUAAGGAUGAUUCCUCCAUGGAUGACAUCCUCGAGUCAAUACCGCAUCCUUCUCUCACAGUUGGCGGCUCCCAGGGUCUGAGGUUUCACAGCCUUCCGAGGUCUGUUACAGCCCCGUUUGGUGCCGUGUUCGAGAACCACCAAAGCACUUUCGACAGCAUGAUGGCCAAUAAUGGCAGUGGCAAUGGCUGUAUUGGCACAAUGCAGAACCUGCCCCUCAAGCGGACGCUCCCGUCGCUCUACUGGGAUGAGAAGGAUAUCGUCGCCGAACCAUCCCUGGGGAAGCGAUCGUUUGGUGUGGAUAUCGGGAGUGACAGCACUGUGGAGAGAACGACAGAAGGGAAUAACAGUGGCUCCAUCUCCUCGCUACUCGGUCAGAUUCCCGGUGGGGCAGCUAGUCCCUCAUUGCAGCCCCAGUCUGGUCUGGGGUCAAUCGGAGAGAACGUCUUCCGGCCACCUUAUCAGCUCCCAGGGCUCAACUGGUACACAUAGAAUCACAUAUUGCGUGUCAGACAGUGAUUGGCUAGUAUAAAGAGGAUUUCCCGUUAAGAAGGUAUAGAGAGGGCAGAGUGGAGUUGAGAAGUUGUGAAUUAUCGAUUAAUUCCAAUUUAUACCAAGGCCAGGUUACAGUGGAUAUUUGGAUAUAUGUUCAUCAUGAAUCGGUAAGUUUCAGCUGGGACAGGUUGAGAUUUUGCGUUAGGAAGUGAAAUAGAAUAGAGUCGGUGGAUUUAUCUCCGAUGAUUAGUUACAUGGUCUUUGAGCUUCUUCGAUGAUCGGAACAUCAAUAUAUCAGUUCAAACAGAGAGGCCAAAUGAUCGAUCAAUAUCUUUAUAGGAGGAGGAACUGGAAGCAAACACUCUAUACUCUACAUAUUUAAUGGGUUUGUUUCAUGUAAAGAUAUGAUGAUUAAAAGAGGGGGAUGCUAAUUAAUUAAGGGGCUCCUUUGUAGAAAAAUAAAUAGUAUCGGGGAUGAGAGUUAUAUAUUUAUUUUGACAAUCAUAUUAUAUAAUACGUAUAUGAGUACAGCACCCAAAGGCUCGUAUAUGUAUUAUGUAUAGAAUCAAGACAUAUACCAAUACAUAACUUUUGCUGUCCUUUAUUUAAUUUUGAGUAUUUUUCCAAUAGCAGUUUUGGUA